Molecule: messenger RNA, 2178 nt
Organism: Armigeres subalbatus
Lineage: Eukaryota; Metazoa; Arthropoda; Insecta; Diptera; Culicidae
Product: angiotensin-converting enzyme-like
Exons: 7
Coding region: 157-2067 (636 amino acids)
Biological process (GO): proteolysis
Cellular component (GO): plasma membrane
Molecular function (GO): metallopeptidase activity; peptidyl-dipeptidase activity
Source: RefSeq, a predicted model, not a curated record
UGAAUUCCUACGAUCUCUUUGAAGCGUUAUCUCUCACGAAGUUUUCGUUACACAAAAUGAAUACUUAUUCGAUACUCUUGUACCGCCAUCGAUCAGUUCUCAUCGAACAUCUGGCUACGUCGCAUCGUUAAUCUUUCAACGGAUGCCCAUCCAAAGAUGCUCAUCGACCAUUUCUCCAUUUUGAUCGUGCUGGUCGCGAUCGGUGCCCUCCAUGCUGGAACCGUUCGCCGCUCCAACGACAUUCUGCCGAAGAAUGAAGCCAAAGCGUUGCAGGCCCUGGAGCGGUGCGAGAGGCGCUUCCAAGAAUCGAAGGCCAAACAAACGCACGCUGCCUGGGCGUACGGUUCCAACCUGACCGAGUUCAACCAGCAGCAGAAGAUCGCGGCUUCCACUGAGUUCGCUGAGGUGGCAAAGUCGGUGGCUCGGGAGUUGCAACAAUUUGAUUACGGGUCGUUCCGCAACAAAGAUCUGAAACGGCGGUUUCAGAAAUUGACGGUACUGGACAAGGCGGCACUACCAGAGGAUAAGUACAAGGAGCUUCUGGGAGCUGUUGCCAGGAUGGAGUCCAACUACGCCAAGGUCAAGAUUUGCUCGUACAAGGAUCGAUCCGACUGCAGUUUAUCAAUCGAUCCGGAAAUAACCGAAAUUAUCGGCACUAGUCGUGAUCCGGAGGAGUUAAAGUAUUAUUGGCUGGAGUGGUUCAACAAGGCCGGCAAACCUACCAAACCCGAUUUUCAAAAAUACUUGGAAUUGACCAAGGAAGUGGCGAAACUCAAUGGCUAUGACAACGGUGCUGAUCUCUGGUUGAAGGAAUAUGAUGACCCGACUUUUGAGCAGCAGGUUGAGAAUGUGAUCACGCAGAUCAAACCAUUGUACGAACAAAUUCAUGCAUAUGUACGAUUUAAGUUGCGGGAGAAGUACGGACCGGAGGUUGUUUCGGAAACUGGACCGAUCCCAAUUCAUCUUCUAGGAAAUUUGUGGGGACAAGUUUGGGAGAAUAUCGCUGAUUUCACCACACCCUUCCCGGAAAAGAAGCUUCUGGACGUGACGAAGGAAAUGAAUAAGCAGGGCUACACCCAACUGAAGAUGUUCCAGAUGGGCGACGACUUUUUCCAGUCUCUCAACAUGACCAAACUACCACAGGACUUCUGGGACAAGAGUAUUCUUGUGAAACCUACCGACGGACGCAAUCUGGUCUGUCACGCCAGUGCCUGGGAUUUCUUCGCCACGGACGAUGUUCGCAUCAAGCAGUGCACCCGGAUUAACAUGCGUGAGUUCCUUGUGGUUCAUCACGAGCUCGGACACAUCCAGUACUACCUGCAGUAUCAGCAUCAACCCAUCGAAUACCGUGGUGGUGCCAAUCCAGGAUUCCACGAAGCCGUUGGUGAUUUGCUGUCGUUGUCGGUGUCCACGCCGAAGCAUCUCAAGAAGGUCGGACUGCUGAAGGACUACGAAGAAGACGAUCAGAUGAAGAUCAACCAGUUCUAUCGUUCGGGCGUUACCAAGUUUGUGUUCCUCCCGUUCGCCUACACCAUGGACAAAUACCGCUGGAGUCUGUUCCGGGGUGAAAUUCAACCGCAUGAAUACAACUGCCGCUUUUGGCAGCUCCGAAGCCAAUUCAGCGGUGUGGAACCACCAGUCCGUCGCACGGAGGAUGAUCUUGAUGCUCCGGCCAAGUACCACGUGUCGGCCGACGUCGAAUAUUUGCGCUAUUUUGUAUCCUACGUAAUUCAGUUCCAGUUCCAUCGUGCAGCUUGCCGUCUAGCCGGGCAGUACGUACCUGGCGAUCCGGAAAAGACUUUAAACAACUGUGAUAUCCACGAGAGCGUUGAAGCCGGAAACAAGAUCAAGGAAAUGCUGUCACUGGGUUCGUCCAAGCCGUGGCCUGAUGCGAUGGAGAUUUUGACCGGAGAGCGUAAGAUGAGUGCCGAUGCCAUAUUGGAAUACUUCCAGCCGCUUUAUGAAUGGCUUGUUGAGGAGAACAAGUUCUUGGGGGCGCACGUUGGCUGGACUGCGUCGGACAAAUGCGGCGGGACGAAUUUUGAUUUUAUGCCCUCUAAGAAGUGAAACACUUCUGCUAUUUUUUAAAUGUUUCGAUGAAAAUGAUUAUAAUUGUUUUAAUUGUGUGAUAUGUAUAAUUGUAUAAUGACUGUUAAAUAAAUUUAAAAAAAGUUCAAA